CUGCGUGAUAUUUGUUGUUGUUUUCGUGGAGCGGAAGACGACAGUCGACGUUUUUACACUCGGUUGGACUCCCAAGUUCGAGAAAACAGUCAUUUGAGCAAUAUAAUUUUUUUUUGUAGAAUAGUCAAUUUGGUGAUACGAGGGACUAGCGGAGACUUUGGGACUUGCUCUGUCAUUGGGUCAAACCGUGUUUUAGCUGCCCGAAGUUGUGUGUCAUCUUAAAUGCUUUCUGGUGACGUUGCGUCCAGAUGGCAAGUCAGUACCAGCGCUCUGUACCGCUGGAGGUGAGGAGAGCGGAGGGAGAGCGUGUCCGGGCCAAGCAUCCUGACAAGAUACCGAUCAUUGUAGAGAGGGCCCAGAGGUCACGAGCUCCUGAACUGGAUAAGAAGAAAUACUUGGUGCCCUCAGAUUUAACAGUGGGGCAGUUGUGUUUCCUCAUCCGCCAGCGUGUGUCAUUGAGACCAGAGGAGGCGCUCUUCUUCUUUGUCAACAACUCCUUGCCCCCCUCCAGUUCACCUCUUUCUGCAGUCUAUGAGGAGCACCACGAAGAAGACCUGUUCCUCUACAUGACCUACAGCAACGAGAGCGUCUACGGUGCCUGAAGGGAGCAUACCGCCAGGUUGGCCUGGAUGGCGAAAACGAGAAAGAGGGGAGAUGGGAGACGCCAUUAUUAUUCUCUAUAUUAGUGUACGAGUAAUCACGUGGUGGGGAAAAAGUCUGAAGGUUGCAGUUUCAUUUAUUAUUAAAUGUUUACUUAAAAAAAAAUCCUUACAUGGUGAAAGAAAAAUGAAAAAAGGAAGAAAAUUGAUGGAAAAGGAAGUGGUCUCAUGAUCUUGGCCAGAGCUCCCCUCAUCUUUCUCAUGUGUAUUUAAUGAAUAUAGUUUUGUUUUUGUAAAUUGAGCAAUCAUGAACUUUUUUUUUUUGUGUGGCAAAUAAAGAUUACAAAAGCA
Molecule: messenger RNA, 950 nt
Organism: Phyllopteryx taeniolatus (common seadragon)
Lineage: Eukaryota; Metazoa; Chordata; Actinopteri; Syngnathiformes; Syngnathidae
Exons: 5
Coding region: 249-602 (117 amino acids)
Biological process (GO): cellular response to nitrogen starvation; autophagosome assembly; macroautophagy
Cellular component (GO): autophagosome membrane; autophagosome; cytosol
Molecular function (GO): GABA receptor binding; ubiquitin protein ligase binding
Source: RefSeq, a predicted model, not a curated record